UGACUUUUCUUGGCAACUUCAUCAUAGUAUAUAACAGUAAUAAGGUAGUGAUUAUAGGUACACUAAAAGCCCUUCUUCUCCACUCUCUAUUGCCUGAUCUGACCGAUUGUGGUGGCUGUAAUCAUCAAAAAGAACAGUCUUGUCAUUCAUGGAGGUUUCAGCUCAUCUCUCUCUCUCAGCGCCCAUCCUUCUCAUCACUUUCUGUGCCGUAGUCAUGUCAAUCCUUUACAUUAUAACAAGUCUUAUUACUAGGAAAGGAGAUGACAGCAAGAAGCAAUCAGCCGGGGGCACGAAAACAGUCCCUGAUGCAGGCAGUACAUGGCCCUUGCUUGGCCAUCUCCACCUCUUGGGCGGUCCCCUGCCUGCUCACCUGGUCCUGGCCCAGAUGGCUGACAAGUAUGGCCCGAUCUUCACCAUCAGGUUGGGCCUCCGCUCUGCUGUGGUGGUGAGCACUUGGGAACUUGCCAAGGACUGCCUCACCACCAAUGACCGGGCCUUCGCCACUCGGCCCAAGUCUGUAAGCGCGGAGGUCAUGACCUACAACUAUGCGAUGGUUGGCCUCAGCCCAUACAGCCCGUACUGGCGCCAUGUGCGAAAGAUUUUGACCCUCAAGCUUCUUUCCAACCAACAGAUUGGGCUCCUCAGGCUAGUCCGUGAGUCCGAGGUCCUCAGCUCGAUCAGGAACCUAAAUGAGGAAUACCAGAGAAAGAACAUAAAUUACAGUAGCACCAGUGCAGCGAUGACUGUUGGAGCUUUAUUAAUGGACAUGAAAAGGUGGUUCUCGGACGUAAGUGUGAACAUAAUGUUAAGGACGAUUGUCGGGAGGCGACUUAAUAAUCAUGGUGAAGCCGACGAGGAGAGAGAGGUCUUGAGAAAGUACAUGAAGCUCAUUGGGAGAUUUGUGGUGGCUGAUGGGUUCCCUCUCCUGAGGUGGCUCGACUUGGGUGGCCACGAGAAGGACAUGAAGAGGACUUCCGAGGAGCUCGACCAGAUGGUGCAACGAUGGUUGGACGAGCACAAGGCUAGGAGGAACUUCAACACUGGUGGAGAAAAGAGUGAGCAGGAUUUCAUGGAUGCUCUAUUAUCUAUCCAUGAAGAUGAUGGCGAGAUCGGCAGUUGCGACUCUGAUACUAUGAACAAAGCUACAUGCAUGGCACUGAUUUUAGCUGGCUCAGAUACUACAACAGUAACCAUGACAUGGGCCCUCUCUUUAUUGCUCAAUAACAAGGAAAUCCUCCAGAAGGUCCAGCAAGAACUCGACAUCCAGAUCGGGAGGGACAGGCAAGUGAAUGAAUCGGACCUCAACAACCUAUCUUACCUCCAUGCUGUCAUCAAGGAAACCUUAAGGCUCUACCCUGCCGCGCCCCUAUCCCUCCCUCAUGAGGCCAUGGAGGAUUGUAAUGUUUCGGGGUACUUCAUCUCGAAGGGAACCCAACUUAUACUGAACCUAUAUAAGAUACAGCAUGACCCACGUGUUUGGCCCAACCCGUCCGAGUUCAGCCCUGAGAGGUUCCUGACCACCCACAAGAACAUCGACGUUUGGGGACAAAACUUCGAGCUCAUACCUUUUGGAAGUGGGAGGAGGAUGUGCCCCGGAAUCUCAUGGAGCCUCCAGGUGGUAGGCCUUGCCCUCGCUUCUUUUCUUCAUGCUUUCGAUGUUUGGACGCCGGGGGAUGAGGCAGUUGACAUGGAGGAAGCUAUGGGGCUGACCAAUCUCAAGGCCACCCCUCUCGAAGUUCUCAUCACUCCUCGGAUUCCCAAACACGUGUAUAAUCAGUAAAUGCAUCAGGCCCAGGACUUUUGGGUAGACAAAUCAUUCAGUCACGAGAAAUUUCAAACCAAUCAUGAGCUAUAGUGGUUGUUUCAUGCUAGAGGUCAAUAAUAACCGUCGAUCAUUGUGCUUGCUGUAGUUAUAAUCAUUGUAUGUAAAGAAAAUGAUGGUCGUGAUUGAUCUUCUUGUGACCUGUCAUGUGCUUAAGUAAUGUUUGCUUAGUUGCACUAUGUGUAAGCAAUUGCUAUUGAGAUUUUUAGUAUUGAUACAGGGCUAGCUGUUUCUGUGGAGUCUAUGUGCUUGAGACUAUAUAUGUACGUCAGACCCAUCUUGUAUCAUUGUUGGCAAAAUGAAGGUAUAUUUAUAUACGUGAUA
Punica granatum (pomegranate) is the source of this 2146-nucleotide messenger RNA. The record is from RefSeq and is a predicted model, not a curated record. Lineage: Eukaryota; Viridiplantae; Streptophyta; Magnoliopsida; Myrtales; Lythraceae.